Molecule: messenger RNA, 1695 nt
Organism: Penicillium oxalicum
Lineage: Eukaryota; Fungi; Ascomycota; Eurotiomycetes; Eurotiales; Aspergillaceae
Product: putative RNA splicing factor (Pad-1)
Exons: 4
Coding region: 1-1695 (564 amino acids)
Biological process (GO): mRNA processing
Cellular component (GO): nucleus
Molecular function (GO): RNA binding
Source: RefSeq, a predicted model, not a curated record
AUGUCAGGUCUUGAUGUAGAGGCUCUCCUCGAGUCUACAGCUGCUUCUGCUGAAAUUGCCGCCAACAAGACAGAAGAACAUGAUGAUCGCUCCCGAGCAGAUCCUUCCGAAACCCGCGAUCGUGAUCUGUCCCGAGAGCGACGCCGACGCCGUGACCGCAGCCGUGACCGCCGCCGGGAUGUCGAUGGCGAUGAGGACAUGAAGAGCCCACACAGCGAGCAUGGCAGUGCUAACGGAAGCCAUAGAAGCCGGAAGAGAAGCCGAAGUCGUGACAGCGAGCGACGACGCUCGCGUCGCGAUCGCGAUGGCUAUCGCUCAAGCGGUGACUUCUACCGUGGGCCCGGACGCGCCCGAACUCGCUCGCGCUCGCCUUACGAUGACCGUCACUAUCGCCCAUCACGACGUGAACGGGAAGAAGAAAGACGUCCUCGGCGAGAUCGCGAUGGUGGUCGGCGCCGUAGCCCUAGUCGCCGCAGCCCGAGCAAGUCUCCUGAACUGAACGAAGAUGAGAGAGAUAAGAGAACCAUCUUCGUCCAACAGUUGGCUGCUCGUCUGAGAACCAAGGAACUGAUGGCAUUCUUCGAGCAAGCCGGCCCUGUGAAAGAGGCUCAGAUUGUCAAGGACCGAGUGAGCGGAAGAUCUAAAGGUGUCGGUUAUGUCGAGUUCAAAAGCGAAGACUCCGUCCCGGCCGCCAUUCAACUUACCGGCCAAAAACUUCUAGGCAUUCCUAUCAUUGCGCAGCUCACUGAGGCUGAAAAAAAUCGUCAAGCCCGCAACCCCGAAGCGAGCUCAGGGCCGUCCCACUCGGCGCCAUUCCACCGACUCUAUGUGGGUAAUGUCCACUUCAGCAUCACCGAAAGUGAUCUUCGGAAUGUCUUUGAACCAUUUGGCGAGCUCGAGUUUGUUCAGCUACAAAAGGACGAGACCGGUCGAAGCAAGGGCUAUGCGUUUGUGCAAUUCCGAGACCCGAACCAAGCGCGAGAGGCUUUGGAGAAGAUGAAUGGCUUUGAUCUUGCCGGUCGAGCCAUUCGAGUAGGCCUUGGCAACGAUAAGUUCACCCCCGAUUCGAACGCGAAUCGUCAACAGGGCGCGUCUGCAAACCAACCGAAUUUCCAGGGCUCCUCAUUUUCCGGCCAUGGAGGCCGCGGUGUCCAGGCUGGUGGCUCGAGUAACUUUGACCGAGCCGGUGGUGGUCGAGAUACUGAUAAGGGGACCGGUGCAAGUGCCCUUGAUGACACAGACGUUGCGGGUGUGAACUUCAACAACUACAGUAGAGAUGCAUUGAUGAGGAAGCUUGCACGAACAGAUGAACCAGAGCCUUCCGCCGACGAAUCGCAGAACAUUCUUCGACCCAAGACCGAGAUCAAGCCGCUGCCUGUCAAUGUGAACAUGGCCAGUCGGUGUGUCAUGCUUCGAAACAUGUUUGAUCCCGCUGAGGAAACCGGUGAAUCAUGGAUCAAGGAACUUGAGGACGAUGUCCGCCAAGAGUGCGAGGACAAAUAUGGCCACGUUGUCCACAUCUCAUUGGAUCCAAACUCACAAGGCGAUAUAUACCUCAAGUUUGAUCGAGUUCAAGGUGGUGAGAAUGCCAUCAAGGGUCUAAAUGGUCGCUUCUUUGGUGGCAGACGCAUCACAGCUCAACCCGUGGUAGACGCUGUUUACAGCAGCCUCUUCAGUCGCACCAAGGCCAUUUAA